AUGCCUCCCGCGACCUCCUCGCGUAGGAAAGAAUCCAAAGACUCCACGAUCGGCAGUUUGAACGACCGAUUAAACUAUGGCGACCGCCUAUGCAAGCGCCGUCCCGAGCGCAGAGGUGUGCUAAACGACAGCAUCAGGAAUUUUGAGAAGAACCAUGGCGAGAAUUACCAAAAGCCUCGCUCUGUCAGUGAUCUCAAGGAGAAAGAGUACAAAGACGCUAUGUCACAGAAGGCCAGUGAUUUCUUAAAAGAGGAAGGGCCGAGGCUUUGGCCAGAUGAACAUAGUGAUAGCGCACUAUAUGAGCGGGCUCUUGUCUGGCCGAAGCAUAAAGAUAAGCUCCAAGAUUUGAUGACGCAAAUGUUUCUUAGAAAGUGCUUUCAUAAGCAGAAGAAUGAGAGAAUGGCAAUGAAGAAGCGGCAGAGUGGUCAUGGGCCUCGAGGCGCAGGUUCCUCGACGAUGGAGAUUGAUGAUGAACCCGAUAACACACCAGUGACACCACGUCAGCGCCCCCCGAUAUCUGAACAGCGCCAGCUCCCCCAAAAUCUUCAAACUACUGGGCAGUCCACCACUCCGCAUCCAGUCACGGUAGAGGAUGAUGACCCUUCCGCUCCCGGAGAAGAAGAUGCCGUGGCAACUCAGAGUCGUGACGAAGGUCACCCAGCACGGCCACUUCCCAGAGUGGCGCCUUCAACAACUUCGAUCGCUCCAGAGAGGGCUGUUGGCACGGGUCAUUCUCCAUUUGGAAUCACAUCAUCUCGUUCCAACGUGGAUGGUCGUAAUACAUCCAGCAGUCUCACGGAAGGAAAUCUACGCGUUCACGAUAGUAAUGCUCCUUCACUUGACAAUUUGCACACCAGGGAGAUCGAUGCUAUAUCGGAUGAUGAUGAUGAUGAUGAUAUGCCCCCCUUUGAAGAGAUUUUUUCAAGCCCCGGUAGAGGACAGAGCAAUAGGAAGGAUAAAGGGAAGGAGAUAGAAACGGAGAGGCGGAAAGAGAUGCCUCCUCCACGCGCACCUGCUGAGCGAGCGGUUCCAGUUCCAGACUCAGACCAGGGCAAUCAGCAGAUAUGGUCAAGGCAAGGUCCCUCGUCCAUGUCUCGGUUCCCCAGCCAGCAACGAGGGACCUCAGUCUUCUCAACGGUUGAAUGCGGCCGCGCUCCAAGUCUACGACCUCGAGCACCGGAAGCCUCUAUGGAGGGCGCGAUGGAUGAAGUAACUCAGCCUUCUGUCGAAACUGAUGACCUGCAACAUAUGAAUGAGGGUCGAGUUGGUGGAGCGACGACAAGAAAAUCGCCUUUGGAACCGGAAAUAUGGUUUCGAGCCAUUGUCUCGCGCAAACCUCCCGUUGAAGAGUCAUGGAAGCCUAAUGGGAAGUUCUCUGACAAAACACUCGCAGAAUUAAAGAAGGAGCUUCCGUUCAACUUUGACAACGGGGAUGUGGUGAGAUUGAAAUUUACACUGAAGAGUUAUGAAGGGAUGAGGAUAGUGGAAACAAUUGACCAUAACAAUAGACACGACCUGCAGCAUCUCAAACGUGUCUUCGGGGAGAGAAUCAGAGAAGCGAUGAAAGAAAGGCAGGGGAGAGACAGAGGUCCUGUCACUUUUGAUAUAGAAAUUGAGGCAGUUAAACGUAGCCGAGAAAUGACGGUCGGUAGGGAGGAGUCAUUGGCGCCACUGUUAUGGUAG
Molecule: messenger RNA, 1683 nt
Organism: Clonostachys solani
Lineage: Eukaryota; Fungi; Ascomycota; Sordariomycetes; Hypocreales; Bionectriaceae
Source: the annotation of a GenBank genome assembly